This is a messenger RNA of Schistosoma rodhaini, 4008 nucleotides long. NCBI's taxonomy places the organism in Eukaryota, Metazoa, Platyhelminthes, Trematoda, Strigeidida, Schistosomatidae. The record is from the annotation of a GenBank genome assembly.
CAUUCUAUAAAGAAAAAUAAACAAAUAAAUUUUUGGAUUUCUUUUUUUGUUUAUUUUAUUCAGAUUUUUUUUUAAAUAAAAAAAAAAACUAUUAAAAAAGAAAAUGAUGUUUGAAUAUACAAGUGAUUAUUUAGCUGAAAAAUUACGUGAAAAUUGGUUAACACGUAAUCAUUCUAAUGAAUUUUGUAUAAAUAUGGAAGAAUAUGAUGAUUCAUUAACAAAUUUAAAUUGGUUACAAACUUUAAAUGUUCAUGAAUUCACAUCGACAACCUCACCGAUAUCUCCACCACCUACACCUCCAUUACAUUUAUUUCAUUCAAUUCAUAAUCUUUAUCCUUCAACAUCAACAUCCAUGACAACAUGGAAUACAUCGUCACAAAAAUUUCAUAACUACAAUACAACAUUAAACAACUGUAAACAACAUCGUAAUGAAAAUAAUAGUAAUAUUCCAUUUGUAAAUUAUUUGAAGCAUCGGUCAUACAUCUCUGUAUCAAAUCAUAAUACUACUAAUAAUACUACUGAUAAUAACUAUGUUAGUAGUAUUGCUCUAACAAAUAAACAAUAUAAAGAUUCACCUUUAAAAUGUUUAAAUAAUACAAUUAAUUUUUAUUCCAAUUCUAAUCCUAUUCAAUUUGAUCCUAUUCCUGUUACUAUGACAACUGCCACAAUGAAUAAUAAUAAUUUAAAUUGUCAACAAUUAUUCAAUACUGUUUAUAUGAAUCCUAAUGAUGUGAAUCCUAUGGAUAAUCAACAAUUUUCUAUUUAUGAUCUAUAUAAUAAUAAUAAUAAUAAUAAUAAUAACUAUUCAUUACGUAAUAAUAACCUUUCAAGAUUUGAAUAUCAUUCAUCUAUACAAAAGUUACAUAAGACUGAUGAUAAUGAUGUUGGUAAUGAUGUCCAUGAGGAUGAACCACAACAACAACACCAGCACCACCACCACCACCAACAACAACAACAAUCAAUGAAUGUAACCGAUAUAAAUUUACUUCUGAAUUCAUCAACUACUCAUAUCAUCAAUCCUAAUAGUAGUCAAGUGAAUUAUAAAAAAAGUUUUAAUCAUCAUCAUCAGAAUCCUACUUUAAUAGAUCAUGGUAACCAUUAUUAUUAUUAUUAUAUCACAGAGAAUAAUAAAUUAUUUAUUCAAUAUGAUCAAUUGUCUUUAAAUGAAAAACAAAUCUAUCAAAAUAAUAUAAAUUAUAAACCUGUAUUUAAUUCACAUACAUUAAUAUAUAUGUCAAUGAAUGGAUUGAAAAAAUAUAAAAUUACAUUAAAAGAGAUAUAUGAAUGGAUACAGUUACAUUUUGCAUUUUAUGGUUAUAGAAAAGAGAAUUCGAUAUGGAAAGAUAUUAUUCGUAAGCAUCUUACAUCUAGUCGUUGUUUUCAACGUGUACCUAAACGUAAAGAAGAAUUAGAUGGUCAUAAUGAUUUAUGGCGUUUAAAUUCAGAAUUACAUAAUCAAUUAUUAAAUCAUAAAAUAAGUCAUAAAUUUUUACUUUUAUGGCAAAAUCAAAUUUAUCCUAAAUUACCUGAUCUUAUUGAUUUUAUUGAAUAUGAUACUAUAUCAUCAGAAAUCAAUAAUUAUCCAAGAAAAGACGAUGAUCAUAAUGAUGAUCCUGAUCAUGAUCAAGUUAUCAAUGAUAAUGAUAAUAAUCAAUCAUCAAAACGUAGAUGUAUCGAUGGAAUAGAUCAUUUAACCAAUUUCAAUAUUGAUCAAUCAUCACAAUCCAAUUCUUGUACAUCAUCAUCAUCAGAAUUAUCUGAUUUAUAUACUAAUUCAUCAUUAGACUUAUUACCAGUAACAACAUCUGAUUUAACCUUAUUAGAUCAUAAUAAUAAUUAUUUAAAUACUUCAUUGAAUUCUAUUGGUUUGAAUGAUACUAUUCAUAGUAAUAGUCUAUUAAGAAAUAAUCUAUUAUGCCACUCUAUUCAAUCAUUACCAUUCAAUGUAAUAGAACAAGAUCAAUAUGAUUUACAAGGAUUAUUUAAUGAUCAUGAUACUUAUUCAAUAUUAAAUGAUCAUUUCUGUGAUAGAUCAACUUCAUCAUUAUCAUCAUUUGACUUAAAUGAUAAUGAUAACAAUGCAACUACUACUAAUACUACUACUAGUAGUAGUAGUACUAAUACUACUAGUACUGCUAAUACUAUUACUAAUACUACUACUACUACUACUACUAAUGGAUUAUUCAGUGAAAUCCCGUCGUUAAAUGAUUUUGAUAAUGAUGAAUUAUUAGAUCCAUUAGAUUUAACUAUACAUAAUAUGAAUUCACGUUUAACACAUGAUUGGUGGUUAAAUAAUUCUUCUAAUAUUACUCAGGAUAAUUUAUCAGAAUCAAUGACUAAUUUUAUUAAUUCAACAUUGAAUGAAUUAGAAAGGAAAGAACAAGAAGAAGUAGUAGUAAACGACAAAACAGCAGUCGAAAGAGAAACCGAUGAAGUACAUCAAAGAAUUAAUGAACAAGAAGAUAUAAAUAGAAUUAAAUUACAUAUAAAUCCUUUAUCAACUGAAUUCCUUACAAAUGAAUUAUUAUUAAAUCAAACAUUGUCAUUAUUAUCAUCGUCAUCAUCAUCAUCAUCAUCAUCAUCAUCAUUACCACCAACUGAUUUAACAAUAUUAUCACCAAGAUUAUUAUCAAUAAUGAAUCCAUUAGAUAUCAUUGAACCGGCCUCAUCCACAUCAUCCACAUCAACAUCAACAUCAUCCACAUCAUCGACAUCAUCUUUGUCGAUUCCAAUAACAUGUAAAUAUUCUAAAACUAAUGAAACUACUAUUAAUAAUGAAGAGGAUGCAUUUUUUCAUUAUUUAAAUAGAACUAAACAAAAUAUUAAUAGUUUAAUGCCUAUGAAUAAUAUCAAUGAUCCUAAUGAUAUACAACAAGAGAAUAAUCAUAACCAUAAUCAUAAUCAACUAGACCAGAUACAAAAUCAAAAUUGGAUUGAUCAUAAAAUGAAUUUAGAUGAUCUUGAUCAUAUUUUAGGACUUAAUUAAUUAUAAACUAUAAAAUAUUGAUUUAUCAGAUAUAAGUAGUAUAUUAUCCAUAGGGCAACAGUAAACAGACAAACAAACAAUCUAUGAUCCAUUUCAUUCCUUUAUGUAACAUUACUUUAUUAUUAUUAUUAUUACUGUCUAUGUGACUGAAUCAUUCAUUCCUAUACCAUUUGUAAACAGAUUUAUAUAACUUUCAAUACCAAAAUGAUAAGAGUUAAAAAAGGUAGGUAAGUAAGAUAAGAGAGGAAGGUAAGUAAGUGAAUAAAUAAGACAGUAUAUCAUUGAAUGGAAGAUUAGAUGAUAUCAAUGUUAUAGUAUUGAAUGAUAUCAAUGAUCCUUAUUAGCUGCCUUAUUUUAUAAUUCACUUAUUGUUACUUUAUAAGCCAAUAAAUUAAAAUAAUCUUCAUGGUACCCAAAAAAAAAUAUUUUUUUUCAAAUUUAGGAUUUUACUACUUAAUUACUCCAAAAAAAUUUUUUCUACAAUAUAUAUUGAUAGGUAAACAAAAAAACAUGUUUCUCAUUUAAAAGAAGAAAAAAAAAGAGAAAACAUAAAAAAGAAAAUAAAUAAAUAAAUAAAAUUUACAAUCCUUAAAAUGUAUUUUUGAAUUAAAAAAAAAUAUGAUCUUUUUGUUUCUAUGUGUGCGUGUGUAUUUGUGUGUGCGUGUGUGUGUGUGUGUAUGGAAAAGAUCUAUUCUUAUAGUCAUCAUAGUUAUUUGUAGUUGUUUUUUUUGUUGAUUUUCUUUUUGUUUAUUUUUUCUUUUUAAUAUUUAUGAAACUUUGUUUUUAAUUGUUCUAAAAAAUAAGGAAUCCCUUUUUAUCAUUAUUAUUAUUAUUAAUAUAAAUAAUUAUUUUCUAUAAUAUUCAAUGAAUAAGAUGAAUUAAUUUCAUUAAUUUAUAUUGAUAAUAAUUAAAUGUUUGAUUAUUUUUUUUAUGGAAUGCUACAAUGGUUGCUGGGAGACAAAAACAUUGAAUUACACACACAUAUAUAUACAUAUAUCUGUACACCCAUACGCACACAUGCC